CUAGCUCAUUUAACUGCUGUGCCACCUGAGUGGCCGCUAAGGGGAGAAGAAGGGGGGGGUUGUUUUUUAACAGCUUCACAUCAUAGGCGGCUACAUGUUUGCAUAAAUGUGUAAUGAGCGAGAGUAACAGGUUUGACUUUAGGGUGUGUACGCUUUGGAGGGUAAGCAUAGUGGAUGUCAAACCAAAGUGUAGGCUUAGUAUUAGAAUGAUGACAGUCUGAAGAACAGCAAGAUGAGGCUGCAAAGUAAGAAAUUAUGUUGUUUACAUUUAUGUGUGUGUGUGAGUGCGUAACUAUAUAUAUAUAUAUAUAUAUGUGUGUGUGUGUAUUUAUGUACAAGUGCUUGUGUAUUUGACAUUUCUGUUGUAUUUUUUAGAGACGGUCUUCACUGUUGCAUCAGCAUUCAGCAUUGUCUUAAUAUGGCAGUUCUUUGUCAACCAGACAUUUCCUCAGGAGGAAAUGAAAUGUGUACAAGACAUUGACGUUCCUGCUCCAGACUGUUCUUCUCCAGCUUUGUUUGAGUUUCGUUCAGGUUGCUGUCCUCGGCAAGAGUGCCCAGCAAACCACUUCCCAGUUUUUGUACGCAGUGGAGCAGCCAAUAUGGUGGGGCCAAAGAUCUGCUUUAACAACCAGAUUGCUAUGUCAGUAGGAAAGGAUAAUGUUGGAAUAGGUCUGAACAUUGUAUUGGUAAAUGGUGAAACUGGUGAAAUAUCGAAGAGUAAAAACUUUAACAACAAUACUGCAGAAUUACUUGACUUUUUAAAGACAGUAGUAAAAGGAGAUUUGGUUUUACUGGCCUCAUAUGAAGAUCCGGCAGCAGAGUUGACUGAUGAGAUCAGAGAGAUCUUUGCAGAGUUGGGGAGUUCUGUGAUCCACUCGGUAAAGUACAGGGAUAGCUGGGUGUUUGCAGGAGCAACUGGACUGGAAAAGGAAUGUCUGUUUGAGAAGCUCAUUGUGAACGAUCAGGAGAAAAAUGUGUAUGGAGACUGGCCAGAGAUGGUGGAGCUGAGUGGCUGCAUUCCCAGAAAGAUCUGAUCGUGAGCCUGCUGUACCAGCCAACCGGAGAUCAUUAAAGCACAUCUCCUUGUAAAUGUGGAACUGUAAUCAUCUGACAUUUUGAACUGUUGCAGAAUGUUCACAUAUGGACGUCUGAAUGUGUUAGUCAGACAUUGCCUGUAAUUUGCCCAUCUUCUGCAAACAGCUUGCAAAGAACUGUUACAACUUGAAUAUGUCACAUUUGAGUUCACGUCUGCAUAUCUCAACUUGUAGCAAGUUUCACAGUACUUCUGGGGCAAAGUUAUAAAAUCCAAUAACCAGUUUGGGCUGCUUUGCUACCUCUUGGAAGAGUGAACAAUGAAUUCAAAUCUGUAUUGAGCAAUUUACAGAGUCUAAAUUCAGUGCUUAACUCAGUUGUUUGUUAUGUUGUGGCAGAACCUAAAGAGGGCUUAUCAUUCUAAGAUGGUCUAUGAUCCAAAUCUGAAACAGUUACACCAAAUAUAAAAUACAAAUGUGUAUAUACCUUUUACAGAACUGACUGUGAAUUGUUAAUC
Molecule: messenger RNA, 1549 nt
Organism: Trichomycterus rosablanca
Lineage: Eukaryota; Metazoa; Chordata; Actinopteri; Siluriformes; Trichomycteridae
Exons: 8
Coding region: 459-1034 (191 amino acids)
Source: RefSeq, a predicted model, not a curated record